GCUUCCGGCCCUGCUAUUCCUCUCACGCCUCGUCAUGGUGCUCACUUUCUACGAAUUUAACUCCGCGACGCCCACCAGCGCACCUAUAUUUCCACUACACUUUCCACUACCUGAGAUGCUCGCACCACUGGAUACACACAUCGGGGAAACAAUGGCAGCAUUGACAUGAUCCCCACUGACCCGCCGUCAAACACGCCUGUUCCUGCAGCAUGUGGCGGCGGAGGGUCUGGCUGAGUCACGUCAAAAUCGCACGACCCCUAUUCGCAAAAUAGCACGCACGAGGGAUCAUGCAUGCAUGUUCGAGACUGAAAUCUCACACGGCUGCGACAUCACUUCUUCGGAGAGGGCGGGCGACUUCAUCCUGCUGAAAGCCCGGACAGCAAUGUCUUGGUGCCUCUCUCACGGCAUCCCAUCGACUGUGUCAACAAAGGCCAAGCUGUUGCUUCGAAAGACAUACCCAAUCGAGAGCAAGCUGGGCGAGAUUCGUGCUCUGAGAAAGGUCGAGGCAGGCGAAGAAAUCCUCAUCAACUACGCAGCACCGGCGAAGAUUACAAUCAAGACUCUGCUCGUGUUCGACUGCUUUAUCUCUACGACACUGCGAAAGCAGCAUUUUUUCCGGCACAAUGAGAAACCGACUCAGUUUCACCUUCGAAUGGUCAACAUACUGGAUGAGUACACACGGGCCUGCAUGUCGCUGAACAUCACCGACACUAAGCUCGCAGAAGGCUACGAGCGUCUGGCCAACCAUCACGAGAAUCUCGCAGUCCUCGCCACAUCGCACAUCGAGCUCACGACUUCUGACGUGGUAGCCUUUGAACGAGGUUUCGCUGCGAGAAAGGCCUCCAGAGCGCUGCAGCUCUCACAAGCUCAAGCUCACCUUCGAACCGAACCCACUUGCUUGAGCACGCUCGGCAUCACCGCCGCGAACGACACUGGGGGACGAAACCGAGCAGACUCGUGCAUAUCGAAAUCGAACUUUUGCAACAAGCCCGAUCAGGCCGAAGAACCAGAAUCAUUACAGGAUCGAAGCACACACUUUACAGAACAGAUGAAUGUUGGCAAUUGGGACAAUCGGGCAGUUCCACACAAUGGCAAUUCGUUCUCGCCCGCAUCCUCAUCGCCUGGAAUGACUGUUGCGAGAAAGCCAGUACCUCUACCAUCGGUGCUUUCAUCCCCGGACAAGGUCACCGUGCGAGCGCUCCAGCAGAUCCAGUCUUCGCCUCGCUCAACGACAAAGGGCCUUGACUUCACGAUAUACGAGACUUCUGCCGAAGAACAAUCCCUCAUCGAAGCUCAACAUCUCGACAGCGUCGCCCAGGCUCAGCAUACAGUCAAUUCACAAAGGGCGAUCACUGGAUCAUAUCGCCCUCCAGUAUCCGCAAGUCGACCUGCCCUGGUUCCGGUACAUGCAAACGACCAGACACUAGCAACGAGCCCAGCCUUCGACCCAGGCGCCCAAGUCUUCGUUCCAAGAACCCGAUUUGGCUCAGCAGAUAGUCUUAGUCCUCAAGGCGGCGUCCGAUUGUCUCCCCAACAGGUCAAUCUUGACAGUGUUCACAACCGACCAAACCUCCGGAUCCGCUCCUCGUUCGAGCGCAACGCCCAGCCAGCCCAGCACCACAGAGCGGACCAGUCCAACCCGAUCAUCGAUCCGAUUCGAACGCAGCAGUUCCGUCGCCGCAGUCGCACAUCGGACAACGCAUCCUUCAAUCCACGCAUCGUCUCUAAUGGCGAGCGAUAUCCUUCGCUUCGUCCACAAUCGACAGUACCUACUGUUCGGCGCAACAGCGGUUCUCACCACCGCCAGGUCAUAUUCCCUCGCCGUCAGAGCUCUCGUCAGCAUCUCGUUGAAUAUGAGCGAGCUUUGCGGAACGGGAGUCGCGCUGCACAUGCAGCCGUCCCAGCCAGGAAACCCGUCGGUCAGAGCCUCACAGUCCCUGGUGAUCAUGGACGGGAGGAAAGAGAUUCGACACAAAGAUACCGGUCGCCCAGACCACAUUCCAGUUCUCGAUCAACGCCGAACCUACUCGCUGAACCGUCUCCUGUGCCACGCUUGAAUCACACUCGAAGCUCGUCCCUAUCUUGGAUGCCUCAAACGGUCGAACCAAACGAUGUGGCACAACUUGCUCGCAUGGUCAGCGGAGAGCGCGCAACCAGCUACCUACCUUCUGAUCUUGGCUCUGUACCGUCAAGUAUAGGGAAGACGGUUAUGGAAUCCUUACUGAGUGGAAGUUCUUCGCCGCUGGAUGAGUUAUCAUUACAUUUUGGUCGACUGUCAGCGAUGGGCGAUGGAAACGAGCGAGCGAGAAGCGUUGAACUGUCCUUGGAGGGAAGGUCACGAAGAACGAAAUUGUUGACGGGCGAUCUGUUCGACGGACCAGACGAGCUGCAUGACGAGGACUUUGACGCUGUGCAGGGUGAAUUGGUCGACGAAGACUAUCGCUACGGACAGGUGGUCCACAAGACCAUCUGUGAACGACCGUCGCAGUCAAUUACUGACAACGACCGUUCCGAAGACCCAGUCGCUCUCUCCCUCGCACUCCCUUCACCACUUCGAUCGAACCGAUCCUCCUUCUCACCACCGAUCCAUCACAGCCCCUCUUCUUCGAUAUACCAGAAUAGCAGCCUCCCGGACGCAACCGCUACCAUUCGGCCAGUACCUCAGUCGCCUUCAAUUGCAUAUCUUCGCCCGGCGCCCGUAACGCCGAAGUUUCCGAUCUACAAUGAUUCGCUGACGCCUACUCAUCAACCGCAGACGCCGGCGGAUGUGAUCGUUGGGUGGGGCAUGAGUACGGCUAAGAGGACUGUGAGGCAAGAGGAAGGACGAAUUGUCAUCGCGACUGGUAUGACUGCGGAGGUGGAAUUUGUGUCUGAGGAAAUGCAUGCGACUUCCACUUCGAUGUCGACUUCAACUCCGACGCCUGUACCGACUGAAAUGCGGCAUUCGAGUCUCAGUCCGCCUGUGGCUGGGCAGAACUCGAGGCCGAUUGUUAAUUAUUCUCGUCCUUCGCCGACUCGACUUGCUCCACCUCAAAGUCAGCCUCAACCACUGCAGGCAUCGACUCAGCCUCCAAGUUCUUCUGUUCGCCGUAUGCAUCGCAACGAAAAUUCAGAAGGCAUUGAAAUUGAAGCCAUGCUGGCGCGCGGACUGGAAGACGAGAGGAGGACUGGAUGGCGAGGAGUGAGACUGCUGGAGGUGCUGGAGGGGCCGGGUUAG
Messenger RNA from Zymoseptoria tritici IPO323, 3217 nucleotides. RefSeq lists its product as uncharacterized. The transcript has 3 exons. The coding region runs from base 296 to 3217 and encodes 973 amino acids. The record is from RefSeq and is a predicted model, not a curated record. NCBI's taxonomy places the organism in Eukaryota, Fungi, Ascomycota, Dothideomycetes, Mycosphaerellales, Mycosphaerellaceae.